AUGUCCAGGUUUCAGGAUCUUGAAGAUUUCUUCAGCCGGCGGCUGCUCGCUGCUGUUAACGGAGACCUCUCAGGACGAUCAGCAACAUCUGUGUAUGAAGAGGAGCUCCAACGGCAAAGAAAACUGCUGAGUGUGAUUUUAAUGCCUGAAAUCAAACUGAAGAGAGCAGGUUAGUUCACCUUCUUCUUCCUCUUCCGGAUUGAAACUCUGGAUUGGAUGUUGUGAUCGUUGUUCCGUGUUUGGUGGAGCUUCAUCUGAUCAGUUUUAGUGUCUGUUGUCCCUAGUCUAAAUUUAGAAUGCACUUUCCCACUUUCACGAACCAACACAAAUGAGCUGAGAACAAACAAACUCACUGGACCAUAAGUCAGACAGAUUUAUGGUUCACAUCCAAACCUUAUUCCGCCAAGUUUUUGACUCACUGACAGCCAUAAAUCAAAAUCAGAAAGGAGGAAACCACGAUCAUCCAAAAUGGCCUGCACAAGGAGCUAGUCGCUAGCGCUACCGGUGUUGUGCGGAGAAACGCGCGUCCGCUGAGAAUGACUUUGGGAACAUUCCUCAUCACUGUUUAGCCCCACAAAUAGGAACUGUGUGGGUUUUAAAGUGUACCUUUCCGUGGACCACUCUACUAUAAGCGGUGCGAGUUUCUGCGAGUUACAUGCAAUCUUCGGCGGGCAUGUGUUUCUCGGCACAACACCGGAAACAACAUCAACGAUUGAAAAAUGAGAAACGAACAAGCGAAAACCACCGAAAAGGAAUUGUUAGCAAAAAGAACAGCAACGUCACUGACCUUUGAAGAUUAAUACUUGUUGACAAACAGAACACCAACGUCACUGACCUUUGAAGAUCAAAACCUGUUGACAAAAAGAACAGCAACGUCACUGACCUUUGAAGAUUAAAACUUGUUGGUAAAAAGAACAGCAACGUCACUGACCUUUGAAGAUCAAUGCUUGUUGGUAAAAAGAACAGCAACGUCACUUAUCGGUAAUUAUUUCGGUUACAGAAAGGAUGACGUCACCAAACACCUGUUCUGUGUCGGCAGUGCCUUUCAUCUGUUGCCACAGUAACGUCCCAGCACAAUAAAAGCUAAAAAGAUCUGUGAGACAGACAGAAGCCAUUCUACUUAUAUUUACAAAAACAGGAAGCACAGUCCCCUUUCAAAAUAAGUCUCCCAAUAACUGCACAGCUUACCAGUAGGACACAGAGCUUCCCUUAGGUUAUGCCGCCUUGCAUCAAAAAAGCUUACACCACUUUAGCAAACUUAACUCAUGAAUUCCUUCAAUGUCAACAAUCUUUCAGAAAUCACACAGUCCCACAAAUCCUUCAGUCCCCGUCUGGACCAAGUACCUUCUCCUCUAAACAACAAACAUGGGAAAAAAAAAUAUUCUCUGCUGACAGUUAGCCACUUUUUCUUGGAGGACCACUCCCAGUAAAUCUGUGGUUUGUCUUAUAGGCAGUUUGAGUGACAAUAAUAUAAUAAUAUCCUGUAGCUGAUGGGGUCCAAGCUGCUUUAUUUCCACAUUUCUCUUGUAGAGUCAAGGUUUAAACCUGUGCCACAGUUAAAAAUCUGCCUCGUUCACCUUUAAAGUUAGCCAGCAUUACUAAAAGUUUCUGUCUCUUGUGUUUGGUGGAGCUUCAUCUUAUCAGUUUUAUUGUCUGUUGUUAGCUCAUUACAGUGACUGAAAACUCAAACUUUAAAGGGAUAUUCCAGUGUAAAAUUAAUUUAUGGUCAAACCCACCAUAACACCGAGUUAGACACCCCCCCUCCAGAGAUGAAUGUUUCCGACCGCUUGCUUCUCUAGUUAUACCAACUUUAGUAACGACCGCAGGAUAGAAAUACAGAGAGCCACGCGCUCAACCAAAACGCCACUCUAUAGCCACAAAUAAUGCUCAGAACAGCACCUAACUUCAUCAACAGGACAAAGUUUGUCUCCAACAUAGAUGCCAAGCUUAUCUUGAUGUGUCUUUCUGUACUUUGGUGUUUCCUGCAGGUGUCCAGCAGCUGUCAGUGAUUAAAGAGGAACCUCUUGAGCUCCAGGAGUGGAGCCCUGAUCUAAACCAAAAGGACACCAAGCACAUGCACAUUAAGGAGGAGGAACCCUGGAGCAGUCAGGAGGGAGAGCAGUUUCAAGGGUUUGAGGAGGCUGAGGCCACCAUGUUCCCAUUCACUGCUGCCAUUGUGAAGAGUGAAGAGGAUGAAGAAAAACCUCAGCCUCCACAGCUUCACCCAAAACCAAUUCAAAAGAUGGAAACAGGAGAUGAUGGAGAAAUCUGUGGAGUUUCAGAACCAGCUGGAAACUCAAAUCCUGUGAGUGAUAACAGGUCAGAAGACUCCUCUGAGACUGAGGAUGAUGAUGAUUGGAAGGAGACCAGUGAGGCUCAGUCAGGAUUAAACUCUGGGAAAUUAAUGAAAAGAAGAGGACAGAAAACUGUCAUGAAAUCUCACAGCUGCUCUGAGUGUGGUAAAAGAUUUAACGCUCCAGGGGCUCUCAUCAGACACAUGUUAGUUCACACAGUGGAAAAACCUUUCAGCUGCUCUGAGUGCGGUAAGAGAUUCAAAUCUCAGUGGAAUCUUAAAGGACACAUGGUAGUUCACAGAAAGAAGAAACCGUACAGUUGCCCUAUGUGUGGUAAAAGAUUCAACCGUCAAAGGAAUCUGAAGGGACACAUGUUAGUUCACACAGGAGAGAAACCGUACAGUUGCCCUAUGUGUGGUAAAAGAUUCAACCGUCAAACGAAUCUGAAGGGACACAUGUUAGUUCACACAGGAGAAAAACCAUUUAGCUGCUCUGAGUGUGAUAAAAAAUAUUUUGAAAAAAGGUCUCUCAGCAGACACAUGUUAGUUCACACAGGGGAGAAACCAUUUAGCUGCUCUGAGUGUGAUAAAAAAUAUUCUGAUAAAAGGGAUCUGGCCAAACACAUGUUUGUUCACACGGGGGAGGAACCUUUCAGCUGCUCUGAGUGUGACAAAAAAUAUUUUGAAAAAAGGUCUCUCAGCAGACACAUGUUAGUUCACACAGGGGAGAAACCAUUUAGCUGCUCUGAGUGUGAUAAAAAAUAUUCUGAUAAAAGGUCUCUGGCCAAACACAUGUUUGUUCACACGGGGGAGGAACCUUUCACCUGCUCUGAGUGCUGUAAAAGAUUCAGAUCUCAUAAUGCUCUCAACAGACACAUGUUAGUUCACACAGGUGAGAAACCUCUCAGCUGCUCUGAGUGCGGUAAAAAAUAUUGUUAUAAAAGAUCUCUGGCCCAACACGUGUUAGGUCACACAGAGAAGAAACAUUUCAGCUGCUCUGAGUGUGAUAACAAAUAUUGUGAUAAAAGAUAUCUGACCUCAAACAUGUUAGUUCACACUGGGAGGAUAAAGAAAACUGUUUAG
Xyrichtys novacula (pearly razorfish) is the source of this 3376-nucleotide messenger RNA. NCBI's taxonomy places the organism in Eukaryota, Metazoa, Chordata, Actinopteri, Labriformes, Labridae. The record is from the annotation of a GenBank genome assembly.